AUGUCCUACCCAGCCUUUGUAGACGGAGCCCCACCAGUGGUGACCUUGAAAGAGUACGACGUUGCGCCCUGGGCGGGCACCACCUGUGUCGACAGACAAGCCUCUGGCUACGUUGUGGUUGUGAUGCAGGAGCCCACCAAGGUUGUUGCCAGAAUCCACAAGGAUGACGACGAGACCUUGGACAAGAUUUUCCGUUCUGCCCACUCCACCCACGCCUCCCAAGGUGCUAAAUAG
This is a messenger RNA of [Candida] anglica, 234 nucleotides long. NCBI's taxonomy places the organism in Eukaryota, Fungi, Ascomycota, Pichiomycetes, Serinales, Debaryomycetaceae. The record is from the annotation of a GenBank genome assembly.